AUACCUAAUGAGGAUCCUCCUAGUGGUAUAUUCGCCAUGAAGAACAGUGCAGAUACACAUACUCUUCUUGUUGAAAAUAGAACAGAUCAAACCUUUUUUUGAAAACGGAAGGCUUUUGCAAUUUGGAAACAGUACAGAGAAAUCUGAAAAUGACAAAAUUAAACAAGAGGAAUCAAUAAUUCCUGCCAUGGAUGUCAGCAGGUUGUGCUUUUCAAACCUUAACCAGCAAUCUCCCAAAACUUCUUUACUUGAAAAGGCAGAAAGUUGCAUACCGAAUACGACACUUAAGGAUCAGCUAUCUCUAAAUUUCUUUUUGACCACACCCAUGGGCAAUUCAGGCUCUAUACUACCCAUUUCUUCUGGGGUUUCUCCAUUCCAACAAGGGCAGACAGCACACAAUAUCUUUCCAAAGGCCCCUAAAGCUAGCUCAAGUUCGGGGUUUGAAUCAAAAUGUGGAAUAUCUACACUGACAGGUGUUGCAAGGCCAUCGUCUGAAGGGAGGAGCAGUAAGAAUCAGUUCCUGCCUAGAUAUUGGCCCAGGAUUACAGACCAAGAACUGCAGAAACUAUCUGGAGACUUGAAAUCCAGUAUAGUGCCUUUGUUCGAAAAGGUUCUGAGUGCCAGUGAUGCUGGUCGGAUUGGUCGUUUGGUCAUCCCCAAAGCAUGUGCUGAAGCAUAUUUUCCAUAUAUUACCCAGUCCGAAGGAAUACCCAUAAGGGUGCAGGACGUAAAAGGGAAAGAGUGGAUAUUUCAGUUCAGAUUUUGGCCCAAUAACAACAGCAGGAUGUAUGUUCUAGAGGGCGUUACCCCCUGUAUACAGAAUAUGCAAUUACAAGCUGGUGACACAGUUACUUUCAGUAGAAUAGAUCCUGGCAGGAAACUAUUUAUGGGCUUCCGGAAGGCAGUGAAUUAUGCUGAAACACAGGAUUCUCAAAAUGCAACCAUUGCCAAUGGUGGAUGUUCUCCUGAAAGUCCAGAUUUUGCUCCCACUGAAAACUGUGCUACAAAUGUAGGAAAAGAAACUGAUGAUUCCUUGCAAAUAAAUGUGAUCGUUCCCGAAAAGAAAAUUAAGAAAACAGGGAGCAAAAAUAAGAGGCUCUUGCUAAACACUGAAGAUGCUAUAAAGCUGAAGAUCACUUGUGAAGAAGCUCGGGAUUUGCUCCGCCCACCUCCAAAUGUUAAUCCAACCAUUGUUGUGAUUGAGGACUGUGACUUUGAAGAAUAUGAUGAACCACCCAUUUUUGGAAAGAGGACGGUCUUCACCACUGCAUCAUCUGGAGAAGUAUCUUAUGUAGGGAGCAGGGACAGUGGGCCCAAUGUGACAGUUGCUUCAAAUGGCAUAGGCUGCCUACACACGUUCUCCUUCCAGCAAACUGGACUUGUUCUGACAAUACUUGGGACUCAAACAGAUCUUCUUGUUCUGCCGCAAGUGAGAUGAAUAAAAAACAACUUGAUUCAUUCCAUAGAGCUUGCAACAAGGGAGAAACCAAAAGAGGAAGAGUCUCGGAAAGUGGCAAUGAUUGUGAGACUUAUGCUGGCCUAGAUGCGUUAGCAUGUAUUGCAGUGUUGGGAGAUGACAGCAUUGGCGGUGGUGGUGGUGACUUGGGGGCUAGCGAGCCUUCUACCACAAAGCAUCCUCGGCAUCGGCCUGGUUGCACUUGCAUUGUUUGCAUCCAACCACCCAGCGGGAAGGGCAAACAUGAUCCCACCUGUAAAUGUAUUGUUUGCUUGACCGUCAAACGCCGGUUUAAGACUCUCAUGCUGCGUAAGAAGAAGAAAAAAUCCGAACGUGAAGCAGAUAUUGUGCAAGAGAAGGAUAAAACUCUUCCAGACAUUGAUGUUUCUAUUGAUGGACCCAGUUUGGUGCAACAUGCGUGUUAUCCAGAGAAUGAUGACUAUCCAAACGGAGAUCGUGGGAAUAGCAAGGGGCAGUUGGACCUGAACUGCCAUCCUAAUGAGAGCCAGGCACCUGAAGGGUAGGGCAACAUACAAACAUAUACUACGUACUACGUAUGUGUUUACAUAUUCUUUCUAUCGAUUUGUGCAGGGUACGAGCAUUCCUUUUGUUUUUAGUUGGGUUUCCUGGUCUUGUAUGAAAGUUUACAUCAUUGUAUACUAUACUCUGUAUGAUGCGACACACAGCCCCUAUUGGUGUUAAAUUUUCUAGGUAGGAUUGCCUUCGUUGUAUUGUACAUGGGAAGUUGCUAACAUGGGGUCACUUUUGUCUUCCACUACGUGUUCAUUAUGAGAAAUCUCAUAUGAUUUAAUUUUGUAACUUGUUACGCG
Molecule: messenger RNA, 2286 nt
Organism: Cuscuta epithymum
Lineage: Eukaryota; Viridiplantae; Streptophyta; Magnoliopsida; Solanales; Convolvulaceae
Source: the annotation of a GenBank genome assembly